Messenger RNA from Pseudocercospora fijiensis CIRAD86, 1620 nucleotides. RefSeq lists its product as uncharacterized. The coding region runs from base 1 to 1620 and encodes 539 amino acids. Lineage: Eukaryota; Fungi; Ascomycota; Dothideomycetes; Mycosphaerellales; Mycosphaerellaceae. The transcript has a single exon. The record is from RefSeq and is a predicted model, not a curated record.
AUGUCCUGCUCCUCCUCCUCCUGCACAGACGUCCUGGAAUGGGACAUCAUAAUCGUCGGAACAGGAGCAGCGGGUUUGACAGCAGCUCUUUCCGCCGCAGAAUCAACGUCUCCGUCUCCAUCUCCAUCUCCAAGAAUUCUCCUCAUAGACAAAGCCCCCGAAGCCUGGGCUGGUGGCAAUGGAUACUUCACCGCAGCAGCGUAUCGAACGCAACAUAAUGGUCUCAUCGACUUAUUACCUCUGGUCAGCAAUGUCGACGACUCAAUACGGGAGAAAAUUGAUCUUCCACCGUAUACUGCGCAAAAUUUCACGGAAGAUUUACAGAGGGUGACGGGUGGGAGGAGUGAUGAGAGGCUUGGGAGGUAUUUGGUUGGUGAGAGUUUGGAGACUGUGAAAUGGUUGAAGGAAGUUGGAGGGGUGGAUUGGUGGUUGAGUUUUCGGAGACAGGCGUAUCGGGUUGAUGGGAGAUGGGUGUUUUGGGGUGGUUUGCAUUUGACUUGUCCUGAAGGUGGGAAAGGUCUUAUUAAAGCUUUGGUGAAGAGUGUGAGGGAUGUGGGGUGUACGGUUUCUUUUGAGACCAGUGCGAAGAAGAUUUUAGUGGGCAACGAUGGGAAAGUUGAGGGGUUGGAAAUUGAGAGGAGUGGGAAGCUUUUUCAGUUGAGGACGAGGAGUUUGAUUCUUGCUGCUGGUGGGUUUGAGGCGAGUCCGGAGUUGAGGAAGAGUUGGAUGGGCCCUGGGUGGGAAUUGGCGCACACGAGAGGCACGCCGUAUAAUACUGGAGAAAUGUUGCAGAGUGCGAUGGAUCUUGGGGCGAAGAGGGUGGGUGACUUUAGUGCGACUGGGUGUCAUAGUGUGGCUUGGGAUGCGGAUUCGCCGAAGAGUGGUGGAGAUCGCGAGAAGACGAAUGAAUUCACCAAGUCUGGGUAUCCUCUCGGGUUGAUGCUGAAUGCAGAGGGGAGAAGAUUCGUGGAUGAAGGCAUUGAUCUGAGGAAUUAUACCUAUGCAAAAUUCGGACGAGCUAUCUUGGAAGAAGCGGAAGGCAUCGCAUUCCAGAUAUGGGACGAUGAUGGCCAGCAGCUUCUUCGAACAGAGGAAUAUCGAGACGAAAUUGUGCGAAAGGUCAAAGCCGACAGCAUCGAGGAGCUAGCAAGAAAGCUUUCGGACGAUGGACUUCGAAAUCCUGGCGAGUUUGUGCAGACAGUCAACGAGUACAACAGCGCAGUCGCUGCACAUCGCAAGGAGCAUCCUGAUAUCAAAUUCAACCCGGCGGUGAAGGAUGGUCUCUCGACACAGUCUUCUUCGACGCGGCUUUCGUUAGCAAAAUCGAACUGGGCAUUACUCAUCACCAAACCCCCAUUCGUGGCUGUCAAAGUCACCACCGGCAUCACCUUCACAUUCGGAGGAUUGUCCAUCAAUCCCGAAAAUGCUGCUGUGCUACGUGAAGACGGGUCCGAGAUCGAAGGCCUGCACUGUUGUGGCGAAAUGGUCGGCGGUUUGUUUUACGGCAACUAUCCUGGGGGCUCUGGGUUGACAGCGGGUGGCGUGUUUGGCAGAAGGGCUGGCCGAGCGGCGGCGACGAGGGCGAAACAGGCGCGUAGCUUAGAACUACACAGUGCGUGA